Molecule: messenger RNA, 1038 nt
Organism: Sungouiella intermedia
Lineage: Eukaryota; Fungi; Ascomycota; Pichiomycetes; Serinales; Metschnikowiaceae
Source: the annotation of a GenBank genome assembly
AUGGCCCAAUCAUCCGAAUUGCGUCAACCUGAUCUCAAUCGACGGUCCUAUGCCUCCGCAAUCUACUCGUCUUUCUCGAGGUUGUCGUAUCCAACCUUGACUUGGUGGAAUCUUGCUACGCUGCCUCUGACUCUGCCCCCAGAUAAAAGCAGUGUUCACGGAGAUAUUUCUAGUACAGAUCUCCCAGGUUCUCAUGAACAAUCAUUCAUUCCUCGGAAUCCUAGCGUUGGUCUUCGUCUUUUUACUCCCCUUGUUCCGGCUUCAGACAAUAAGCCGGCACUUUUCCUUGUUUCCACAUUCCAAUUGCUCAUGGGACUCACGUUGAUGACAAGGCGUAUUCCUCGCAUAGGUGAAUCGCCGUUUUGGGCCAGAACAGGCUCGAUAACCCGAAUUCUAGCUGGUUCUGGGUUGAUUUUCCUGUCAGGACUAGAAUAUGCCCGUAUGAUGAUACCUUACGAUCCAUGGUGCGAGGAGGCCAAGAAAUGGCGUAAAUGGGCGAUUAAACGUGGUUACAAUCCAUCAUGGUGGUUUGGUGCCAUUUGGUGGUACGAUCCAAUGCUGAUGGAAGAAUGGAGAGAGAGAACUUCCAUAUGGGUAGAUAACACUGCCAAUGCCAUGGAAACACCACAGGGCAGCACCAAUAGUUCAAGCAUCUUAUUGUCCAGCAUUGAUUUGGGGCCCAACCAGAGCUUGAGAAUGGGCGAAUCCAGCACUUACCAUGAUAUUUAUUCCAAUUUGCACCAGAUUAACAGAAAGAGACACAGAGAAUCGCUUGAAACCUCGUUGGCGGACGUUAACGAGCUCAACAAGGCUAAGAGACUCGAUGCAUUGAUGGAGGGCAAGGGUGAUGUGCAGUUGAACGAAGAUUAUGAAAAGCCACAUAUUCAACUAGGUGACCAGAGGAUUGACACAGAUGCCGACUUUGAAAAUGCGUGGGCUGUGUUUGAUCCAUGGGAUGAACUAGGUCUAGAAGUUCAGCAUUACAUCCGUCUUAUUCCCCAUUGGACUGAGGAUGGCGAGAGUGAAGGCGAAACUUAA